This is a messenger RNA of Centruroides sculpturatus (bark scorpion), 1038 nucleotides long. RefSeq lists its product as uncharacterized. The record is from RefSeq and is a predicted model, not a curated record. Bases 84 to 878 code for a protein of 264 amino acids. The transcript has 5 exons. Lineage: Eukaryota; Metazoa; Arthropoda; Arachnida; Scorpiones; Buthidae.
AUUGUACUUUGUAUUGUUAAACUAUUUCGAAAUUUAUUCUGAAAGAAAAUCGAUGAGAAUAUAAUAGCCUAUAUACGACGGAGAUGUUUCUGAAUAAUUCAAAUACGAAUUCCUCUUUCUCCACUUCGGACGAGGAUGAAGGAUACGAACACGCUACGUGCUCCAUAGACAUCACGACAUUUCAAAAUUCUUCUUCCGAAGAAAUUCAAUCUUCUGUCAAUUUUAACUUCGAAAAUUUAGAUUAUUUAGUGGAUCCGAACGAUGUUAAUAAGUUAAUGAAUGACUUGAAGCAACUUCAACCCGCUUUUGGUUCAUCCGUCAUUAGCGAAUUGGAAGAGGAUGGGGAUGCGGAUGUUGAUGGCAAUGAGCGUGACCAGAAUGUAUCCCGAAAGUCUCUAGAAUUUAAAGAAUCAGAAGUAAGAACUAUGAACGAAGUUAAACUGAAGACAAGCAUAAGCGUAGAUAAAUUACUCGAAGAGGUGAACGAGGUUAAGAACGCCGUUUCUGAAAUUUCUUCUAAAAGUUUCAGUUCCGAAUUAAGUUUUAAUCGGUUAUUUUUUCGGCGGGGGAGUGAAGAAUCAAUUGAGCAAUAUUACAACGAGCGACGCGGUUCCGUUCAAGAAGUCGAGAAAGGUGCCGCUACGUCUUCUCACGCUAUCGAUUACGAUAAUCCGGUAACCGAUAAGAAAUACAAGCUUAAACAGAGCGAAUCCGUGCCCGAAACACUAAAUAAUUCGAGAGAAAUAGAAAACUUGAAAAGUAUAGAAAAAUAUAUCGAUGGCUUAAUAGAGAAGUUCGAGAAGAUCGAAUCGAAAUUGGGAAAGCUCUGGGAUUCUCAUCCUUCCUCCGAUGUUAGAGACGAGAUAUUUCUUUCUUAGUGUAUACUGAAGUCUAUUGAUAUUGUAAGAAUGAUUUCUAUGAGAUAAUCUGAAGCUAUACGCGUUAAUUUCUACUUUCUCGUAACUCAUAUGUUAAAAUUGCCGAUCUCAUUAUUUUAAUUAAACUAAUUGGUAAUGCUGUUAAUUCUUUUUGGUUUGU